UGUUGCUGUUGCUGAUGGUGUUGCUGUUGCUCGUGUAUAUGUUGCUGCCAGCUGCUCUGCUCUGUUGACUGACUUGCCUGCCUGCCUGCUUGGCAGCCUGGCUGCCUGGCCUAUUGAAUGUGCAUCAAAAUUUAUGUGGCCUUUUUUAGUCGUUUGCGUUGAGCCAGCGGAAACGAACGUGUUGCCGGAGCAACUAUCCUACCAUCAGCAACAUCAACUAAAGCAGCAAUCGUCGCGUGUUGCCAGUUUCAGUGUAAAAAUCCCAGUGAGAGACAGGUUGCAGGUCUAUUUCGUAACCAUUUUCGAAAAGUGUGUGUGCAUAAUUUUCAAAGCAAUUGCGAAAUAAGUGAGAAACCACAAAAAUAAAAUCUAUCGGAAUCCUAUCAGCAAAAAAUAUACGAAACCAGGGAUCUUUGACCUUUGCCACCUGUUGCGGCUUCGCAGAAAAGUAAUUUCUAUAAGAUGUUUUGAGCUUCUAUACCGAUGGCCAUGCAGGAUAUUCGCCUUCGCCUGGAACCGCAGCUCAGUACAGCCACUUUUAUCACCUCCUUGUCCAGCUCCUCCACAUCCACAUGCUCCUCCUCGCAAACGGCUGAGACCACGCUGAUUGAAACAGCCGAGAAGUCGCCAUCCAGCGAAGCAGCUGCUGGAGGAGGGACACCAACAUCGCCACAACACUAUUUCCAUCACCAUCAUCCGCAGCCCCAGACCCGCCUAAAUCCGCAUCCGCAUCCGCAUCAGCAUCCGCACCUGCAACAGCAUACGCAUCAACAUCCGCACCACCAACGCCGUCCGGUAGAACAGCUUCAGCUGCUUCACAGUCACCACGAUGUCCCGGAUUUGUCCGGGCAGGAGGACUCCCCAUCGCAUUCCCAUCCGCAUCCGCAUCCAAAUCCGCACCAGCUGCGCUCGCCCAGCUCCGAGGAAGAUAAUUCGCCCACUGAAAUGAAUAAUUGCCGUCGUUUGGUUGAUAAACCGCCACUGGUAAAACGACUCACCAUGGGCAUUGGCCUGCUCCGUGGUACCGAGGACAGCCGCCCCCUGGUGCACAGCACCUGCGGCUCCUCGCUGGCCUCCGCAUCCGGAUCCAUUUCGGACGGCUAUGUGAACGAGGCCAUCUGCGAGCCGGACAAGUAUGUGGCCAGCAAAUUUGGUGAUUCGUGUCGCCAGUCGCUCUCCGCCCUGGAAAGUGCCACCCAGCGGCUGCAAGUGGAGCUGCCCGCCAGCAACAAGAAGUAUCUGAGGGAGACGUGCAGUGCCAACUCCAGUCCAAAGCUACAGUUCCCCGGACACACUGCCCUGCGACUGGAUAAUCUCAGUCUGGCAGAGCAACAGGAACUGAAGGGUGCAGCCUGGUUUCAGGCUGGGAUUCCACGGGAGAUAUCCCUGGAGGUCCUCUCCCGCCAAAGUCCUGGUGCUUUUCUAGUGCGGCAGAGCAGCACCAAGCCAGGAUGCUUUGCUUUGUCCCUGCGAGUGCCGCCACCAUCGCCUCGGGUGGCCCACUAUCUGAUCCUCAGGACCCAAAGGGGCUAUAAGAUUAAGGGAUUCACCAAGGAGUUCUCCAGCCUCAAGGCCCUAAUCACCCACCAUUCGGUAAUGCCGGAGCUCCUGCCCGUCCCACUGACACUGCCACGUCCCCCGAGUGCAAGAUCCCAGAGACCCGCCUACGGAGGCGGUAGCAGCAAUGGGGGCGGAGAUUUUGAGAUGUACGGCUCGUUGAACGAUUUUCGCAAAAUGAUGGCCGAUUUGAAUGUGUGACCACUGGGCGCACUUAAUUAAUUAAGUAAUUAUGUCACGUUGAUUGAAUUAAGCUGCCCACCCGGCUUGUCACAUUGUCCGGGUCGAGACAGGAUAACAAUCUGUUUAAUUUGCGUAAUUGGCUGUGCUGAUGACGACGGUUGACGUGGCUACCAAUGAAUAGGGUCCAUGUCCAUGUCCAUGUCCAGGUCCAACCGAUCUGCUCCUCCUGCGCCUGCUUCUGCUGCAGCCCACCUGUCUGUCAGGUGCUGCACACACACACACAUUUUUUUAUGAAAAUUGAUAAUAAAAUCAGCUACGUGAGCGGCUGUGGUUGCACGGUGGGAGUGGGAGUGUGGAUGUGGGUGGCGGUGGGCGGUGGGCGUGUGGCAUGGUGGUAUAGUAUGCUCUCAAAUCAUUUUUACGAAACUGAUUAAAAAAGUGCAAAAACAUGCAAUAUGUAUACGCAAACAGACAUCAAGUGAUUAUUAUUUUUCGCAUUUUUAUCAUUUUUAUUCGUUUGUACGGCUUUUGGCUGAGUGGCAGGUGCAACCGGCAGACAUCUGAAUGGGGCAGCCGGAUUAAAUGUUAAUGUUUGUUGGUAAGGGCAGAGGUUGCAGGCCAGCUACCGAAUACCGACUGCCGGCUGCUGGGAUUUGGAAUGCUAAAGUGCUUCGAGUACAAUAAAUAUUUUUCGAGUGGAGCAUUGGAUGCACAAAAAUAUAUACAAAACAAAAAAUAGCUAGCUAGAUUAAUAUAUAAACUAGAUAACUUACUUAUUACAUUUAUAACCGUAUGUACUUUGUGUAAUAAAAUAUAUAAACGAAAGAAGUAGAA
Drosophila ananassae is the source of this 2574-nucleotide messenger RNA. RefSeq lists its product as uncharacterized. NCBI's taxonomy places the organism in Eukaryota, Metazoa, Arthropoda, Insecta, Diptera, Drosophilidae. The coding region runs from base 484 to 1758 and encodes 424 amino acids. The transcript is spliced from 6 exons. The record is from RefSeq and is a predicted model, not a curated record.